Messenger RNA from Beauveria bassiana ARSEF 2860, 159 nucleotides. RefSeq lists its product as uncharacterized. The record is from RefSeq and is a predicted model, not a curated record. The transcript has 3 exons. Bases 1 to 159 code for a protein of 52 amino acids. Lineage: Eukaryota; Fungi; Ascomycota; Sordariomycetes; Hypocreales; Cordycipitaceae.
AUGCGGAUAUGCAUCUACUACGACUGCGUGUGGUACAGCAAGGCCCUCAUCUCGCAAGCAUGUACGUACCGAGGCGUGUUGGGGGUGCGCAUUGUGACAGACAGGAGGGCGCGGGAAAAGAAGGCAUCAGAGCCUCGUGACCUGAGCGCGUACAUGUGA